Messenger RNA from Eutrema salsugineum, 2306 nucleotides. Its product is annotated as protein ACCELERATED CELL DEATH 6. The transcript has 3 exons. The coding region runs from base 155 to 2143 and encodes 662 amino acids. Gene Ontology annotation, cellular component: plasma membrane. Gene Ontology annotation, molecular function: protein phosphatase regulator activity; protein phosphatase 1 binding. The record is from RefSeq and is a predicted model, not a curated record. Lineage: Eukaryota; Viridiplantae; Streptophyta; Magnoliopsida; Brassicales; Brassicaceae.
UUAAAAACACCAACACCAACACCAAUGACGUUUCUUAGUAGAUAAGGAUCAAGGAUGCUCUGCAUCACACAUCAAGCUUAUAAAACAUAUCCUGUUGCAUGUCUGAUCUCUUUAUUCCACCUGGUAAGAUUUGUGCAGUGAGUUUAGGUUUGAGAUGGCAUGUUUUCAAGCACGUCUAGAUAGAAUCGAGUCUCAGAGGUUUGUUUCUCUGCGUGACGAGAGGGGACCAUCUAAUGGAGGCAUCGAACUUGUGGCAAACACCGAAUCUGUGGCAGAGUUCCUUACCAAUCUCAGAUUAGAAGAUCUUUUCAAUCUCCCUAGUGGAUAUGUCCAGAUGGAUCCGGAAACUUUUUGCGGAGUGAGUGGUGGGAACAAAGAAUGUGUGGAGAAGUUGAGAAGUCUUGAAAUGGCACGUCUCGAGAGCCAUAAUGGAGAUUCUGUUCUUCAUCUUGCUGCCACAUGGGGUCAUUCAGAAUUAGUGAAGAGCAUUGUCUCUGAGUGUCCAUGCCUUGUGUUGGUGCCAAACUCGAAAGAUCAGUUUCCCCUUCAUGUUGCGGCUUAUGCCGGCCAUUCAGCUGUUGUUGAGGUUCUUGUUGCGACAUUAACUUAUGUUUCAGCUAAAGUGUCUGAAGAAAAGAAGGAGAGGCUGAAUCUAUAUGUUGUCAAGGACAAAGAUGGAGAUACUCCUCUGCAUUUGGCGUUGAAAGGACGCUAUAUGGAGAUAGCUUCCUCCCUGGUGAAGGCGAACAACCAAGCUUCGUUUCUUGCGAAUAACGAGGGAAUAUCUCCCUUGUAUAUGGCCAUAGAAGCUGGAGAUUUAUCACUUGUGAAAGCAAUUUUAGACAUUACGGACGACGAUGGCCUUGAAAGGGAGAAGUGUAGCUUAGAUUCAAAGUUGGAAGGGAGAAAAUAUCUAGCACACGCUGCUUUGAAGGCUGAGAGUACAGAGAUCCUUGAUGUUAUUCUAAAAGAAUAUUCAAGUCUUGAGGAUGAGCGAGAUGAAGAAGGAAGGACUUGUCUUUCAUUUGGGGCAUCCAUAGGGAAUUAUGAAGGAGUGCGCAAGCUCUUAGACCGACCAACAAAGAACGUUUAUGUGUGUGAUGAUGAUGGUUCAUUUCCAAUCCAUUUGGCUAUGGAGAAAAACAAUAGGAAGAUUGUUAAAGAGUUUAUAGAAUGUUGUCCAGAUUCAAAAUACUUGCUUAACAAACGUGGUCAGAACAUACUCCAUAUUGCAGUACAGAUGGGGCACAAAAUAAACUUUCUGGGUUUUGAUGUGAUAAAACUUCUGGGUCUUGGGCAAGAUGUGGAUGGGAAUACGCCUUUGCACAUUGCCACCAAAAAUUGGUUCGCUGAAACCGUUGAUUUACUUACUACUGAUGAAAGGGUACUGCAACUACGGAACAAAAGCGGGUUGAGAGCUCAGGAUAUUGCUGAGACAGAGUUGAAACCAUACUACAUCUUUCAGCAGAGGUUGACAUUGGCAUACUUAAAAUAUGCUACUCGCGGCAUAAAGGGUUAUGAAAAGAUAAAGUCGAUGAGAAGACCAGCAGAGCCACUAGCAGAUGACAAAGAGAGGGAUUACGUCAACACUUUUCUACUGGUGGCAACUCUUGUAGCCACCAUGACGUUUGCUGCAGGUUUUACAAUACCAGGUGGCUUUACCAGCUCCAACCCGCAUUUGGGAAGAGCAGCUUUGGCCACUAACCCAACUCUCAUACUUUUUCUGCUAUUUGACACCUUGGCAUUGGUAUGCUCGGUUGCAACAAUAGCUAUACUUAUUUGGGCGCAAGUGGGUGAUCCAGCACUCCUCCAUGCAUCCAUAGACGUGGUCUUGCCUUUAAUGCAAUAUUCUCUGCUAUCCAUGCCCUUGGCAUUCUUUUUUGGCGUAAUUACUGCAGUUGGGCAAGUGAAAUGGCUUGUAGCCAUCUUUUCCAUGAGUGCUUUUGCCUUCUUCUGCUGGGUGCUUUUUCUCGUUGCCCCUCACGUCAUGCUAAAGCGGUCAAACUCUGCUGCCGUGGAUUAUGGUUUUCUUUUCUGGUUGAUGAUGGUGUUUAGACGUCUGCAUCUUAACAUACCUAAUGAUGAAAAGAUUUCGAGGCUUCGUCUGUCACGGACGGUGUCAACAAGCAAGCAAGUAGCUUAAUUACGAGAGAUUUUCCCUUGUUGUAACCAUAUCCAUGCUUUCAUCAUUUCAAAGUUAAAAGGCUCAUACUUUGGUGGCACUUUUAUCAUUUCAAUGUUUUGACUCUUUGUUGUUUCUGCCUUCAACCGCUUUCAAUUGAAUACAAGAAAUAAUAAGGCAACAA